Molecule: messenger RNA, 2421 nt
Organism: Zootermopsis nevadensis
Lineage: Eukaryota; Metazoa; Arthropoda; Insecta; Blattodea; Termopsidae
Source: RefSeq, a predicted model, not a curated record
GUUCUUCAGUCCCGGAAUUCUUAACUGCGUGUGGCCGCUGGACGCAAAGUGCGAACACAACGCAACGACGAGACAGGACAGCCUUCUGCCACCGAUAUGCGGGCCGGACAGGUGUGAAACGGGGCUCAAGAAGAGAGAUUACUCAGACUGUACGCAUUAUUUUAUGUGCAAUGGAACGUUUGAAGACCGGCGAGAAUGUCCAGCUGGUCAACAUUUUAAUACGAGGAGCAAUGACUGUGAUGAUCAGUGCACGGCGGGUUGUGAGAACCCGUGCACAAUUCCGGAAUGCCAGAAUUACUGCAGAUGUGACGAGAACACACCUCCGAAGGUAGAUCCUUACGACUGCACAGUCUGCGAAGUUUGCAGAGGUGGCAAAAUUGUGAAGGAGAGGUGUCCCUCAACAACAUGUCGCACAAAGCCGUGCGAUCGCACCAAACACCCUGAAGACUGCCAAGGUUUCUUUGAUAACUGCACCACGGCGUGGACGAGGUGUGAAGACAACCUUCACUUCAACCCAGUAACACAGAUGUGUGAAGAUCCCUGCACAGUGGGGUGUAAGCCCCCUUGUGAAAUUGCAGGGUGCGCGUGUCCAUGUGACGAGAACACACCUCCGAAGGUAGAUCCUUACGACUGCACAGUCUGCGAAGUUUGCAGAGGUGGGAAAAUUGUGAAGGAGAGGUGCCCACUGAGUCUAAAGGACACAUGUCCAGAAAGUAAGUGCUGUGAACUCAGAAGACACGAAACAGAUUGUCAUUUAUACUACAAUUACUGCAGUAUGACUUGGUCUCGUUGUCCAGGAGACCUACACUUCAACGAGGUCACUCGAACUUGCGACCACCCUUGCAGAGCUGGCUGUAAGGAUCGGCGAGAAAUCGGGGCGUGCUGUCCUGCUGACGGAGAAGUUUAUGAAGAUCCAUGUACUUGCGACAUGUACUACCUGUGUACGAACGGCAUUAAAGAACUUGUUAAGUGCGAAGACGGUCUGCAGUAUAACAACACUCUAGGCCGUUGCGAUAAUUCGUGCAGCGGUGGCUGCCCAAAACUUUUCGCAGGAAACCCGGAAUGCUGUGCCUCUACAAGCGGAAAGCCUGAACCCCAGUGCCCCGCGACCACGUACCCCAUAUUCUUGCCACACCCAAGCAGCAGUCAGUUCUUCUACAAGUGCGUGAACGGUGUUCGAUCCUGCAUCCGUUGCCCUUUGCAACGUCGGUGGAACACUGAUACGGAUACCUGCGAUGAGACGGCUUGUUCCAGGCCCGAGACGCCAUUCUACUGUUUUAUUCCUCGUCUCCGGUGCGCCCUACAGUAUCAUCCUAACAACAUCUGGUUACGAAUCCCACUGAGUCUAAAGGACACAUGUCCAGAAAGUAAGUGCUGUGAACUCAGAAGACACGAAACAGAUUGUCAUUUAUACUACAAUUAUUGCAGUAUGACUUGGUCUCGUUGUCCAGGAGACCUACACUUCAACGAGGUCACUCGAACUUGCGACCACCCUUGCAGAGCUGGCUGUAAGGAUCGGCGAGAAAUCGGGGCGUGCUGUCCUGCUGACGGAGAAGUUUAUGAAGAUCCAUGUACUUGCGACAUGUACUACCUGUGUACGAACGGCAUUAAAGAACUUGUUAAGUGCGAAGACGGUCUGCAGUAUAACAACACUCUAGGCCGUUGCGAUAAUUCGUGCAGCGGUGGCUGCCCAAAACUUUUCGCAGGAAACCCGGAAUGCUGUGCCUCUACAAGCGGAAAGCCUGAACCCCAGUGCCCCGCGACCACGUACCCCAUAUUCUUGCCACACCCAAGCAGCAGUCAGUUCUUCUACAAGUGCGUGAACGGUGUUCGAUCCUGCAUCCGUUGCCCUUUGCAACGUCGGUGGAACACUGAUACGGAUACCUGCGAUGAGACGGCUUGUUCCAGGCCCGAGACGCCAUUCUACUGACACCCAGGUCACACCAGGUACCGAGUUCUCUGAAAAUCUUUUGAUCUGUUCACAGUUUCUGAAGCCUUUCAAGUUUGCUUUUGAGAGACUAUUAUAAUUUCUCCAUAAGCCACAAAGCAGAAAAACAUUGCGCCAGGAUGUGUACGGGCGGUCAACCUCUGCUCUCAUGUUGAAGGAAUGAUCGGUCUUCAAGGCUAUCCGGUACCCUAGACCGUAACUCCCCUUAACGUCCUCCUCCUCCUCCUCCUCAAGCCACUGACUAAUUAGUGACGGUCCUGUAAAUCCUAACACCGAUGUAGAAACGUGAUAAUUAACCUGCGGGCACAGGAGGAAAACAAAAAACUCUGUUGUCACUCGUAGGAUGGAGGAACUAAAAAUAAAUCCAAGCAACACUGAAAGUAUGUGCAAUUAUGUAACUCACUUCAUUCACUUACGAAACGCCUUGCAAACCGGCAGCAAACAUUACUUAACGUUCCAAACGCGGCACAGCG